ACUCGUUUUCGUUAUGCCCCGCGUUGUUCCUGACGAGUGACGAAGGUGGCGCGAGGGUGGCUGUUUGGGAACUUCAGGCAACUUUUCUUAACGUUCACAAGAAGGACAGAGAGAACAGUUUCUUUCUGGUAUGAAUACACACCAAUACCGACGCUGAACCAAACUCCAAGCCCAACACAAAGGCUUUAGCAUUGAAUUUUUGGCAAUUGGCAAUGGAGAUGCGAAUGUAGUUCCUCAAAAUGUCUGAGGCUGAAUGCAUUGCAGUACUUAGUGGAUAUUGCAAACAAACAGUAAUAGCGACAGCAAACAAAGAAUAACACGACGAUGGAUGCACGUAGACGUGACAGGGAACAAAUCGGAUUGUGUGGCGUUGAUAGACUUUGGGGCAAAUCACCGACGCGAAUCGAGGAUUCUGACGACGAUGAAGAACUCAAUAAGUACAAAGAUAACAGCAUGCCAAGAGAUAGGAAACGAAAACAAGAGAUGAAAAGGAAGAAAAGUAAGAAAUUGAAGAAGGAGAAGAAAGCCAAGAAAGAAAAAAAGAAGAAACGCAAAAAGAAAAAGAAGAAGUCAGACAGUAGUUCUGAGAGUGAAACUGAAGAAUUUGUGUGGGUAGAAAAGAAUGGAGUUAAUGACAAGGCUAAAGUUAAGAAGGGUUCGAGUUCUGGUGAAAGUGGUGACGAAGGCAUAGUGGGUCCAGUUCAGAAACCACACGUGACGUUAUCUGCUAAAGACUUCGGCAAAGCUCUUUUACCGGGUGAAGGUGCUGCUAUGGCUGCAUAUGUUGCAGAAGGAAAACGUAUACCCAGGAGAGGUGAAAUUGGUUUGACUUCAGAAGAAAUUGCUUCCUACGAAUCUGUUGGCUACGUUAUGAGUGGUAGCAGACAUCGGCGAAUGGAAGCUGUCCGUAUACGUAAGGAGAACCAGAUUUAUUCUGCCGACGAGAAACGCGCUUUGGCUAUGUUUAGCAAAGAAGAAAGGCAAAAGAGAGAAAAUCUUAUUUUGGGGCAAUUCAGAGAAAUGGUUAAUCAGAAGCUGGCUCAAGAACAGAAAAAUAAGUGAUAACUACUUUCUAAAACAGGAUUAUUUGAAUUAAUGUAUAUAAUAAUGUUGAGUAGAAAAUAUGAAGUACAUGUGUAUAUAUAUAUAUUAACAACAAUUGAUUGUACAUCUAUCAUAUGCUACAUUCAUUCCUGAAGAGGAAAAGAUUGAGUAAUUGUCAUUUCAUCUAAUUAACGACACUUUAUUGACAAAUAUACCCGACAUACAUAAAAAGAAA
This is a messenger RNA of Ceratina calcarata, 1279 nucleotides long. Its product is annotated as NKAP family protein CG6066. The record is from RefSeq and is a predicted model, not a curated record. Bases 325 to 1062 code for a protein of 245 amino acids. Gene Ontology annotation, biological process: regulation of gene expression. Gene Ontology annotation, cellular component: nucleus. The transcript is spliced from 5 exons. NCBI's taxonomy places the organism in Eukaryota, Metazoa, Arthropoda, Insecta, Hymenoptera, Apidae. Gene Ontology annotation, molecular function: chromatin binding.